CUAGAGCCAGAUCGUCAAACGUUAGUUUCCGUACAAAACUGCUGCGUAUCGAAAGGCGAGCGGUAUUCUCGAUUCAAGUUUAAGUAUUGUCACAGCAUUCAAUAUUCCGCUAGAUUUGUGCCCAUGUCGCAACGUGGACGACGGACUCAAGAAUGGGAUGUGCGCGCUUCGACGCUGGCUCGCAAUACCCAUAACCUGAUCAGAAGUAUCGUGGAGAACCUUACAGUGGAACCCAAUCCUAGCAAGCCAUUCAUCGCUCUUUCUGUUGGCGAUCCGACGACUUUUGGCAAUUUGAAUCCACCGGAACAAGUGUUGCAAGCGGUACGUGAGAGUAUCGAACUUCAUACAAGUCGGGGCUAUGGUCCCGCUAAGGGUCACCAGGAGGCUAGAGAAGCAGUGGCAGAGUACAGCGCACACCAGGGCAAUGUGACCGCAGAAGAUGUGAUACUCUGCAGCGGAUGUUCUCAUGCCAUCGAAUUGGUGAUAUCAGUACUCGCAGACUCGGGACAGAACAUUCUUGUACCAAAACCGGGGUUUAUGAUUUAUAAAACACUAGCUGAAGGAUUAGGAAUAGUUAUAAAAUAUUACAAUUUACUGCCAGAUAAGCAGUGGAUGGUUGAUUUGGAUGACUUGGAAAAUCAAAUCGACGAGGACACAGCCGCUAUUAUAGUUAUAAAUCCAUCGAAUCCUUGCGGUUCCGUAUAUAAUAAGGAUCAUUUAAAUGACAUAUUAGAUAUAGCAUCCAGAAAUCGUGUGCCUAUUAUAGCAGAUGAAAUAUACGAGCAUUUUGUGUUUUCGGGCAAUGAAUUCACAGCUAUAGCUUCACUAUCGAAAGAUGUCCCUGUUUUAACUUGUAGCGGACUUACAAAGCGGUUUUUGGUGCCCGGUUGGCGAUUAGGAUGGAUUAUAAUACACGAUAGACAUAAUAUCUUAGGGAAAGAGGUGCGAAAUGGCUUGGCUAACCUGGCUACGAGGAUACUCGGCCCCAGUACACUAAUACAGCGCGCUCUGCCGGCCAUAUUGAAAUAUACGCCGCAAAGUUUCUUCGAUGAAGUGAUUCUAUUUAUUGAGAAUCAAGCGAAAAUGGCAUACGAAGAACUCCUUCGGGCGCCAGGACUGCGCCCCAUUAUGCCACAAGGAGCAAUGUAUAUGAUGAUAGAAAUCAAAAUAUCGCAUUUCCCUGAAUUCAAGAAUGAAUUGCAAUUUGUAGAGCGAAUGGUAUCUGAACAAUCCGUGUUCUGUUUACCUGGCAGGUGUUUCGAGUAUCCCAAUUUUAUGCGGAUAGUAUUAACUGUGCCGGAAGAUAUACUCCGCGAAGCAUGUCAGAGAUUGGUGAUAUUUUGUAAAGAACAUAUUGAUAUAGGAGAAAAAUGCAAGGAGAUAGACAACAAUAUCAUACCAGUGACUAACGAAACCGAAUUUAUUUGUGAUAAUUAGAUUUAUACAAGUUUCUUUUAAUCAAUUUGUUA
Messenger RNA from Papilio xuthus (Asian swallowtail), 1469 nucleotides. Lineage: Eukaryota; Metazoa; Arthropoda; Insecta; Lepidoptera; Papilionidae. The record is from RefSeq and is a predicted model, not a curated record.